Molecule: messenger RNA, 663 nt
Organism: Rotaria sp. Silwood2
Lineage: Eukaryota; Metazoa; Rotifera; Eurotatoria; Philodinida; Philodinidae
Source: the annotation of a GenBank genome assembly
AUGGAAGUUGCCCAUACAGAUAUAUUACUAGGAGCAAUAUACGUUCCACCCCAAACUUUGCCUCCAAUUGAAUUAUUUAAAGUUUUUAAAGGCAAAGAAUUCUUUUUGUUUGGAGCAGCUAACACUAGUGGAGUUGCGAUAAGCAAUUGGAUUAAAGAAUCAGGAUUUGAAGGUAUUUUUCCAUCAACAGCUAUAUCAAAAAGAUCGGACGCUGUGAUCGAUUUCGCGGUAGGACAUUCAGCAGAAGAUUGGACCACAGAGGUAGUUGAUAUAGGUACUUCCGAUCAUUGUCAAAUUUUAUAUUCAUCUCCAUUUUUAACCGAAAAACACGUUGAUUUUAGAAAAACAAACUGGACCAUCUUUACUUUUUUCCUCAAAUGUGUAUUUCAAUAUUGGAACGCAUUUGUUUACAAUAUAGAUGAACCAGCAUUUUUUAUUCUUUUUUCAAAAUUUCUUAAAGUGUUAUGGGAUCGGGUUAGUACUUACGAAACAGUUCUUAAAUAUCGGCCACCUUGGCCUCCAUAUUUAGUGUCAUUAGCUAAACAAGUCAAUAGUAUGAGACAGGAGCAUGCAAAAAUUGCCAUGACAGCUUUAGAAGAAUAUUCUAAAGAUAUUCUCUUACCAGUCAAUGUCGAUAAAACGAAAAUCAUGUUGUAUAUUUAG